GUGUAGGGUGCGCCCUGCCCCAUCGAAACUAAUAUUUGCAAGUUGAUAUUUAAAACAAAAAGUUAAUAAGAAACUUCAUUGUCAAGUUUGGUCAUGUUUUGACAUAGUGCUACUCCUUCACUCCCUUCUUUAAGAAAUAGUUCUCUACAUCGCUGCCCUUCUAAAUGUCAUCCCAUACACCCUCUUUCAAAAUACACCUCUUACUCCGCCCCAUUCACAUUACCAUUGUAUGCAGCAAUGCAAUAGGAAUGCCAUGCUGCUCUCGUAUACCCCGUAGGGUGUAUAAUGAGGGUUUUAAAUAGUUGGCUUACGACUGGUAAAACAUUCCAACCGUGUUGUUGUAUGAUGAUAUAGGCCUACAUUAAAAAUAAUAAUUAGAAGAACUUGACGGACCAGCAGAAGGAGAAGGGAUUCAUAAAAUAAGCAAUGGAUAUUUUGGAAGAAAAUACGAGCUCGCUCAUCUGGAAGUAUGGAGGAAUGACAUCUGCAGCAAUCGGCGCCAUUACAACGCUGACCUUGGUUGUCUUGAAUGCUCUAUCAGACGGUGACUCAAGAAGGCGUUAUGAACGUCCACACGAUGACGAAGACUCUAAAAACCACCACGGAGCAGUCGGGAACGAUUAUCGUCGAUCAAGUCAUACCAGCAACCAUUCGAGUGACAGUAAUGUUAAAAAUGGCGACGUCGGUGGCGAUUUCGGUGGCGAUAUCGUCGAUUACGAGGCCGUCGACGAUGUCGAUGGUGAUUUAGAAAAAGACAUGAAAGAGCAUCAUUAUCCCGUGAACGAAUCCCCGGUUGCAUCCUCGAAUCGGCUGAACAGAAGAAGUUCAAAGAAAUAUUAUUCCAAAUGA
Molecule: messenger RNA, 849 nt
Organism: Strongylocentrotus purpuratus (purple sea urchin)
Lineage: Eukaryota; Metazoa; Echinodermata; Echinoidea; Camarodonta; Strongylocentrotidae
Exons: 2
Coding region: 427-849 (140 amino acids)
Source: RefSeq, a predicted model, not a curated record